This is a messenger RNA of Raphanus sativus (radish), 1555 nucleotides long. RefSeq names its product RNA-binding protein 1. Gene Ontology annotation, molecular function: RNA binding. The coding region runs from base 253 to 1341 and encodes 362 amino acids. The record is from RefSeq and is a predicted model, not a curated record. The transcript has 2 exons. Lineage: Eukaryota; Viridiplantae; Streptophyta; Magnoliopsida; Brassicales; Brassicaceae.
UUUCCUCUUCGCCAUGAAACUUUGAUUUUUAUUUUCUAGGGUUUAUUUUCCCGGAAAAUUAGGGCUUCCCUAUAUCUUCUCAAUCUCUUGUUUUGUCUCCGUGAUUCAUGCUUAAUUUAGCUUCUCCUGUUUCAAGAAUUUUACGAAUUAGGGUUUCCGUACACAUCACUGUUCAACUUUUAGGGGUUUUUGAUUUUGAUCUCAAAGCUCUGAUCUUUCGACUUGGAAUUACAAAUUAGGGUUUUGGGUGAUAUGGAUUGCGACCGAUUCAAGCUAUUCGUCGGAGGCAUACCGAGAGAGACUAGUGAAGAGUCUCUGAAGCAGCAUUUCAGUAGGUAUGGAGCUGUGCUGGGAGCUCUUGUUGCUAAGGAGAGAGCCACUGGUCAACCCAGAGGGUUUGGCUUUGUUCGCUUUGCUAAUGCUUUUGAUGUCGAUAAAGCUCUCGCUGAUUCUCAUUUCAUCCUCGGUCGUGCCGUUGAUGUGAAAAAGGCGAUACCAAAACAUGAACAUAUGAGAAAUCAGCAACCGAACAUGCAACCAUACGUGAAGGAAGUUCAACAGAACAACGGUGGUGGUGUCCAUGAAAUGUUGAGCAAUGGUAAUAACAUCAACAACCACAGGACCAAGAAACUGUUCGUUGGGGGCUUAUCAUCUGAGACGACAGAAGCAGAGUUCAAGACUUACUUUGAGAAAUUCGGCAAGACGACCGAUGUGGUUGUGAUGCAUGACAGCGCGACAAACAGGCCAAGGGGGUUCGGGUUUGUCACGUAUGAUUCAGAGAACUCUGUUGAGAUCGUAAUGCAGAGUCAUUUCCAUGAGUUGAGUAAUAAGCGCGUGGAGGUGAAACGCGCUAUACCUAAAGAAGGAAUCCAGAGCAAUAAUGGUGGUAAUCAUCAUAACCUUACUCCUACUUACAACAGCUUCAAAGCAACACCGUAUGUGCCUGAGAGUAACGGAUAUGGGAUGGUUCUUCAGUAUCCUCCUCCUGUCUUUGGUUAUCAUCAAGGUCUCCCAGGCUUUCACUAUCCUUAUGGUUACCCGGUCACAGCUCAAGGGCCUAACGUUCAGUGGAAUAACCAGAUUAUGCCACCCGCCAACGGAUUUUACUGCCAUCCUCCUCCUGUUCCCACCAACACUGCUUGUUAUCUCCCUUACAUGAACGGGUUUGAUCCUGCGGGUAUGAGCGUUACUGUGUUCAAUGCUAUGCCAUGGCCUGUAGCUGGUGAUGGAGUUGGUGUGAUAAUACCUCGGUUAGAAGAUUUGAAGCUCCCUAGUCAAGCCCAUGAGAGAAUGAAUGGAAGUAUCAUGGUGAAGCCAUUGCCCAAUGGUACAUAUAGGUGACAGUUGCAUAAUAACAAUGCGAUUAGGAUCUCACAAGGCUAGUGAAAUUCUUUUAAACUCUUCUAAUGGUUUUAGGUCUCUCAUCUUUAUUUAUCAACAACGUACAUGUGUUGGUUGGCUUUGGUUUUCCUUGUAUAUUAUUUAGCUAUUUUAUUUAACCCCCAACAUCUGUAAUAUAUCACAUCAUCUGUAAUAUGUCACUUAUUUCGUUCAA